Messenger RNA from Pelobates fuscus (common spadefoot toad), 1992 nucleotides. It is a transcript of the gene EEF1AKMT3, whose product is annotated as EEF1A lysine methyltransferase 3. Gene Ontology annotation, biological process: peptidyl-lysine methylation. Gene Ontology annotation, molecular function: protein-lysine N-methyltransferase activity. The record is from RefSeq and is a predicted model, not a curated record. Lineage: Eukaryota; Metazoa; Chordata; Amphibia; Anura; Pelobatidae. Bases 82 to 750 code for a protein of 222 amino acids. Gene Ontology annotation, cellular component: cytosol; cytoplasm. The transcript is spliced from 3 exons.
CCCCAUGGCAGGAAGUAGCAUGGUAUCGGAGUGAGCCUGGGUGGGAUUCGUCACACGUUGAGAUCUCACCGACCCCGAACCAUGCAAUGGCCGGACGCGGACAGCGGGCUGAGCGAAGUGCUGCCGCGGGACCUGGGCUCACUCUUCUCAGAUAUAUACACCGAGGAGACCCGCUACAGGUUCUGCGGCCGCGAAAUGCGCAUCACCGAGCACUACGGCGCUAAACUGGGGGUGGCCGCUCCGGUGUGGGAUGCGGCACUUGUUUUUUGUAAUUUUAUUGAGGAACAGAAGCUGAAUUUCAAAGGAAAAAAAGUUAUUGAACUGGGAGCUGGAACUGGAAUUGUGGGAAUUCUGGUGUCUCUGCUGGGUGGAGAUGUGACUAUGACAGAUCUUCCACACACACUGUCCCAGAUCAAAACCAAUGUGGCUGCCAAUCUUUCCGAUGACUAUCUCCAUAAAGUCCGUGCAUUGUCAUGGGGCCUUGACCAAGACAAGUUUCCGCAAGACUUCGAUUACAUCCUGGGAGCUGACAUUGUGUACAUAGAGGACACCUACCCACUCUUACUUAAGACUCUUAAGCAUCUUUGUGGCCCUCAGACUACCAUAUACUUGUCCUCCAAAAUGCGUUCAGAGCAUGGGACAUUGACCUUCUUCCAAGAUAUUUUGCCCCAACAUUUUGUCUUAGACGUUGUUCAGAGAGAUGAAGAAGAGGAUAUAAAUAUCUACAAAAUUACACAAUGUCAUAAUUAAACUUCACUAGCAACAAAACGAGCAUCUUUAGAUGUGAAAACAAAUUCCAAAUCUUUCUUUCCAGAUAAAACAAUCUAUAUUUCAUGAAGUACUUUACUGCUCCUAAAUUGUUGUCAACUCUCCCAGUCAACAUGUAGAGGAGACUGCAAUUCUAUUAUUAUUUUUUUUCUUAUUGUGUUUAAUACAUGGUGGCGUGGGCGCUAUGGCUUUUGGGUGCCAAGCUUGAACAAAGUACUUUUCUAAAGAAUACUUUUGGUAUUGCUUAAAGAGGAGUUCACCUAUUUCUGAUAUAUGCCUGAGGUAUCUCACUCUCUAAAUUGAUAACGUAAGAUAUAUUUUUACACUUUGUAAUAUGUGCCUGGUUUUGGACCAAAUUGAUAUAGAUAUAUACCGGAGGUUGGUUGUGCCUUUUCAUUUUCUAUUAAGUGACAUGCAAAAAAACAAAUUAAGAGCUCAAAUUGCUAAAAACCUAACUCUUCUUGCUUUUCAAUUCCAGCUUUUCCAUGUAGUGAUAUCUGCAGGGUGUUUAAUAAUCUUUCCUUGAAAUGAUUUACAGUGGGCACACUCGCUUAAGAUGUCCAGUUAUGAAUCUAAACACGAGUCAGGUUAUCCAAGAAGUUUAAAACUGUUUUCUGUUUGUGUUUUAUGCUUUUAAUGUUGUACAAGUACAUGCUUGGAGGAUGCUAUCAGGCUUCUUAACAGUAUUCAUUCAUACACCGUACCAACUUUGUUGAGGGACACAGUGACUGAGGACUUUGCUGGACCAUAAGCAUGCAAGGAUGUUCUACGAAAUGUUGCAUAUGUUUUAAAACAUAGCAUCUGCAGUGGCUACCUAAUAUGAAUGGUGCAACCAGUAGCAUAAUUCUGAACUAAAAUGUGAAAGAAUCCUUUGUAUGCACACGUAGAGGUACUAACCGUUUUGCAGAAAAACCUCAGUGGAGGUGGCGAUCUAUAUAGAGUGUACACUGUGUGGUUGAAAUCUUUAGAAAAUCUGCAGUUAUGACCAACUUUAAUUAGGGACACAGUGACUGAGGUCCUUGCUGUACCAUAACCAUGCAAGGAUGUACUAGGAAUGUCACUUAUACGUUGCAUAUGUUUUAAAACCAGCUUCAGACCUAUUUGAUAAAAGUAUAAUGCCACUUGCACAGUAGACUAUACCUAGCACAAUACAGAAACACAAGAGAAAAGUAACAAAUGCCUUAAAUACAAAAAUAAAUAUAUAUUCCAUAGACAAAAAGUAAA